Molecule: messenger RNA, 1065 nt
Organism: Xiphias gladius (swordfish)
Lineage: Eukaryota; Metazoa; Chordata; Actinopteri; Istiophoriformes; Xiphiidae
Gene: nkx2.4a
Product: NK2 homeobox 4a
Exons: 2
Coding region: 1-1065 (354 amino acids)
Biological process (GO): cell differentiation; regulation of transcription by RNA polymerase II
Cellular component (GO): nucleus
Molecular function (GO): DNA-binding transcription factor activity, RNA polymerase II-specific; RNA polymerase II cis-regulatory region sequence-specific DNA binding
Source: RefSeq, a predicted model, not a curated record
AUGUCGUUGAGCCCAAAGCACACAACGCCUUUCUCAGUGACAGAUAUUUUGAGUCCAAUCGAGGAGACCUACAAGAAGUUCAGUGGCAUGGACGGCGCCGGAAACCUAACCUCUCCACUGGGAGCCUACCGACAGCCUCAGGUGUCUCAGACCGGCAUGCAACAGCACUCCAUGGGCCAUAACGCCACCGUGGCCACCACUUACCACAUGCCGCACACCGUCUCCCAGUUCUCCCACAGCGCAAUGGGGGGAUACUGCAAUGGGAGCAUUGGCAACAUGGGAGACCUCCCGUCGUACCAGGAAAGCAUGCGGAAUAGUGCAGCAGCAACAGGGUGGUACAGCGCCAACCCUGAUCCAAGAUACUCCACGAUUUCUAGAUUCAUGGGACCUUCCACAGGUAUGAACAUGACCGGCAUGGGCAGUCUCACAGGAAUGGCGGACGCCACCAAAUCCAUGCCAGUUCUCCACGCUGCGCCCAGGAGGAAACGGCGCGUCCUGUUCUCGCAGGCUCAAGUCUACGAGCUGGAGAGGAGGUUUAAGCAGCAGAAAUACCUGUCGGCGCCGGAGAGGGAGCACCUGGCCAGCAUGAUCCACCUGACGCCGACUCAGGUGAAGAUCUGGUUUCAGAAUCACCGGUACAAGAUGAAGCGCCAGGCCAAGGACAAGGCGGCGCAGCAGCUGCAGCAGCAGCAGCAGCAGCAGGACGGUAACCUGUGCCAACAGCAGGCGCAGUCCCCGAGGCGCGUAGCCGUGCCAGUUCUGGUGAAGGACGGUAAACCGUGCCAGAACGGCUCCAACACGCCGACGCCGAACCAGCAACAGGUACAACAGAGCCAACAACAAAGCCAACAACAGAACGGAGCAGGAGUCGUGCUCGCAUCCUCGACCAGCAGCCUCAGCCAGCAUCAAAGCCAGCAGCAGGUGAACGCUUUGGAGCUGGAGGAGAUGUCGCCCAGCCCCCCCUCGCUGCACAGCCAGCUCAACAUGGCCCAGAUAGACACAUCUGCUGUAGAUUACACCAGUAACAUGGUCAGCUCAAACCUUCUCUACGGCAGAACGUGGUAG